This is a messenger RNA of Porites evermanni, 6514 nucleotides long. The record is from the annotation of a GenBank genome assembly. NCBI's taxonomy places the organism in Eukaryota, Metazoa, Cnidaria, Anthozoa, Scleractinia, Poritidae.
UGGGAACUGGAGCGAGCAAAUAUGGCGGCGAGAGUGAUGAGUUUUCUUCGUUGCAGAGUAUGUUUAACAAAACUAUCGAACGGAAGGGCAACCAACGUAAGACACUGCAUCGCGUUAGGAGUAAGGUGGUGUUUUACGUCUUUAGAACCACAGGAAAAGCUUGAAGAAACAAAAAAAUUCAGUGGCGACAUUCACAAACGUUUGCACGUGGACGACAUCCGAAGGCUCUGCCAGCAGACGGAUAUGAAACGUACCAAUGUUUUGCAACUUUUUAAUCAAUUCUUACAACUUCCCGAGCAGUAUCGAACAGCAUUUGUUAACUCUGCGUUAUACUGGUUUUCUUAUUACGGCAAGGUCAACGAAGCUCAUGAACUUAAAACUCUAAUGGAAAACAAUGAAAUUCCGAAGAAUUCGUCAACUUACUCUUCUCUUGCAGUCUUGUAUUCUAAGUCCAGUGAUUUUGGAGACAUUAAGAGCCUUAUUGAAGAGAUGAGAAAAGAUGGUCUGAAGCCAAAAUCUCGACACUUUGUUCCGUUCUUUAAGGCAGCUGUCUCUAAAGGUGAUCUGACAUCUGCGUUUCAUUCUUUAAAUGAAAUGCAGCAAACUACCGCUUACAGUGAACGAAACACUGAUAAAUAUACUGCAAUUAUUCGCGCUUGUACAGGGUAUAAAGAUGACAAUGUAGUGAGCAAAGUAUUUGCAAUGUUUUCUGAGUUUCAAAAGUAUCGAGACUUGAUGAGCAGUGACACUCUUGAGGCAGUUAAGCUGUGGUUUGAAAGGUAAGGUUAACCAUAGAUAUUUGUAUCUGGCCAGCAAAAUGGCAGUGACAUGUAAGCUAGUCAUAUGCAGUCAUGAACUAUACAGAUGUAACGUAAACUAAUGGUUGGUUAAUAGACACUGGAGGUUAUAAUGUGUUAAUCACUUAUCUAUGACUUGAAGAUUCACUAACUUUUUAUUGGUUUGCAGGCAAGAAAAACCCAAAUGGGUAACUUCCUGGUCAACUGCAUCCACAACGUAAGUGAAAAUAUCAUCUUCAACAUUAUGUAGCCUAUGUGUACUUAUCUACUUUUUCGUGCCUUGGAACAACAACAACAACAACAACAAUAAAACUUUAUUAAUGAAAAAAAUAACAUUGCAGAAGUUUGCCCGCAGCUAGCAAGGCUAUUCAAGGUGGGAAAAUGCGUGCAAAAUAUAAAAAUAAAGACUAAGGUUACUAACUAACGAAAGUUUACAGUAAAUGAAGUAAAAAUUGUAACAUGGAUGAUGACUAGAUAACAGACUAAAGAAAAACAGAAUUAAACAAAUAAAUUAAACAAAGAAAUUGGAAGGAGGGGUGGCAAGGGUUACUCAAGUAUCAAGGUGUCAAGGAGAACCAGGCCCAAUAAUGUUACACCCAAAAAGGGCCUAUAGAGUAGGUGCACUAUGGCCAUAUUGGAGGAAGAAAACAAUAAAACAGUUUUCCUUUGGUAAAAAAGUUCAUUUUCCUGCAAAUAUUUUUUUAUUGUUUAUUCCUCCAACUUGGCCACCCUGUAUGGACUCUAUUACGCCAAAACUGGACCGCAACUUGACCCAAGAAAAAAAGUUGUCUGUCUCCAUAAAAAUCAGUUGAAAAAUAUCAAGAGACUUCCUUUUAGUUUUGCAAUCUUAUUUUGGCUUUCAGUUAUUUCGCAUAAAAAUGAGAACCCUGGGGUUUGCUUUUUGUUGGUCCUGCUUAGUCUGCAGUGAGUUCUUUUGCUGAAGAAAAGUUGCUGCAAAAUUUCUAAUGGACUAGGUGUAAGAAAUCUGUAUAACCAGAUGACCAAGAUUUAUUCCUCCUACCAGUGAUCAGUUUAAGGACGGCAAACAAUAACUUGUUUAGACCAAACAUCUCCUGGUUUUGUACUGUGCUUUAACCCCUGGCCAAUAAUCACUGACUUGGGGUAACAAGAAAAAAACUCCCUUUGCUCAAAAUGUUGUUUAUUACCCCAGUAUGUUAAUUUUUCAUACAGUGUCUCAAUUUUCAUGUUAGAUAUGUAUUAAAGUGUUGCUGUCAAAAUGUCAAAUAGCAUGUCAUUCAUGUACUCACUCCUUUAAAGAAAAUACAAUUUAAUGGUGUAUCUUUGUGGGACUGGAGCUCAGUAAGGGGAAAAAACUCAGUAAAUGCACAUGCAAAAUGAUGAGUUUAAAACACGACAACAUGGCAAAUUUAUACUGACGCUAAAUGCAGAGUGUAUAGCGAGGGAAAAGAAAUCAUGUAUCUUCUUAGGUUAACUGCUGUAUUUAUCAUUCCCACUUGAAUCUACAGAUGAUACAAUGCUAGUUCUUUAUUUGUCAUAUUGCUGAGCUUUGUUUCUUCUGCACACAAUUUAAAUGUGUAAUUUGUAAAUUUUUGUCUUUUUAAACUUUCCCCCUUACUGUAUUUUCUCAAUUAAACGCUGGACCUUUUUUUCUGUGUUUGCAUAUCCUAAUAUAAACGCUUGAGAGGUUGGGAGAAUUGUCAACAGUUGUGCAAACCCUUGGCUUUGUCUCGGGUUUGCAUGACUGUCUUGAAUUCUCCCAGCCCCUCUUGUGUUUAUAUCAGGCUAUGCAAACACAGAGAAUGUUUUCUAUUACUUAAGUAAUGCAUGUAGAUUAUGCAUAGUUUAAAUAUUUUUACUUUUAUAUUGUAUAAGUAAUUCUAAUUUUUUAAUUAUAACUUGUGUCCGCAAAUUAGUAUGGGGUUUUUCCCAAGCUAUACGGCUCUGACACAUUAAUUAAUUUUAUUUAUUCUGUUCUAUUCUAUGUAUUGUUUCUUUUUUCAUUUUGUUAGGGAUUCAAAUCUUGAUUGGAACAUCGUACAUGUACCUUACGUAUAGUACCAUAAUACUGUUACUUUGGGUAAUGGGACGCACAGUUAUCAUCUUUGGAGGUCCAGGAGACCCAGGGGUAGGAUGAAUGGAAAAAGCAUUGCCCUGACAAACUGCUCCUGGGUCUCCAAGGAUCAGUAAUAAUAAAUCAACCUGAAAAAAUGACAGAAAACUGCAUUUCAUUAAUAUGCACUGGACCCUGUUUAAAUGCCAGCCUAAAAAAAAUGCCGCGUCAAAACUGCUAAUUUUUAAAUAAACGUCGGGGGCAUUUAGUUAAGAAAAUACACCUCUUUCUAAAUUUUCUUUGUUCUUUGUUUUACUCAUACGUCAGUGAUUUUCAAGUGUUAUAGGCUAGUCAUUUUGCUAUUGCACUUACUACUGUAACUUGAGUUGUUUAUAUAGAGUGAAGGUCCCCAUAAAAGUAAUGUAAGCUGUGUUUUUCUAAACCCAGAUUUCACUGUCAAGUCUGCAAACAGAAGCUGGAAACUGGUGAAUUUUCUGAAGCAGAAUUGGAAGAGUUAAAGCACCCCCUUGCCAAACAUCUGUGGAAAAAACACAAAGGUGUUAAGCAAAUAAGGUGCUUUACUUCAGCUGGAAACUACAUUGAUUAUGUCCGACCAGAACAACUGAACAAGGCCCCUGAAAGUGUAGAGUUGUUUAUCAAAACCACAGGACCCUAUGAUGUUGUCAUAGAUGGACUCAACGUUGCAUACUUCACAGGAUUUUUUGAUCCUAGAAAGGUACAUGCACAUGUAACCACCAGGCAUGGUUAUUUUUAGACAUUAUGUAGAGCACCACAGACUCAAUAAUUUUUGGACUUGUUGUCGUGACCUUCCAGGAUUUUUCUUGUAUCAGACCAUGGGCUAUAAAAAACAUUGAUCUCAACUAAAUAAAAGUUUAAUUUUUGUGCAAUAAAGUUGAAUUACUCGCAUCAAAGUAGUCUUUGGCCUUGCUUAGUCAAUGUUCGCCAUAUAUUUCUUGUAGAAAAGCCUGGAAAUAGGCUUUUUAUGUUUCAGGUUUCAUUGAAAUUCGUUUUUAAAAGUUUUAGUAAUUGAGCAUGGGGAGGGUGAACAGAGUGUAUUAUGGGGAAAAGGAAAAUAAUCAAUAGUAUUACAUGUACUUCAAACUGGUACAGGCUUACUCGCUGCAAGUAUUGGUGAAUAACUUUCUGUGAGAUAUUUUCACAAACAAAAGAUAAUUGGACUUGUGAUAGUUCUCAAUAUCUCAAAAUGUUUUGCUCUGUUAUAGGUAGAAAACACAGUGUUGCAUUUUGUGAAUCAAAAGAAGCGAGUUUUGGUUGUGAGCUCUAGUCCAAUGACUCUAAAGGCCAAAACAAAGAAAGGCGCUCAAACAGCCCUUGGAUCUCUGAUGAGUUUUUUGAGUAAUCAUGAGCAGUGUGGUGUAUUUUGUUUGGCGGAAAGGUAAUUAGUUGUUUGUGUCAUGAUCAGUUACUAGUAAGGGCAACAUUUUCAGGAAGUGGAACAAGAAAAAUAGAGAUCAAUAUGGAGUUUUAGUCUCUGGGCAACUCAGCCCAUUUUUGUGGUAUAAUGUACCUGCACUUAACUUACUUGUAUACUGGUCAAUGUAAAAAAUAUUCAGACUCAAUUUCUAUUCACCUGAGACCACCCACCCCCACCCCUCCCCCCACUUCAGACUGAAAGUAUAGUUAUACCUCAUAACUAUCAAGGAUAUAUUCAUUCACGUUAGGGGGCAUUCAUAAACGAGGUCUACAGAAGUCCAUGAAGAUCAGCUGAAAAAGUACGAUUUGAAAGGCGUUGAAACUUUUUGAUGCUUAAUAUCAAUUUCCUUUUUUGACGGUUGACAGGAAAAACUAACCUGUUUCAACAGCUGACGGUUAACACCAUCGAGCCCCUCUUCUUGGAGAGUAGAAAAAUGCUAUAACUUCUAAAUUGAAACAAUUAUUUCAACAGUUCAGGGUCAUGAAGCGAUUUUGUCACUUGUGUUUUUGGUCUUUUUGGAACACUGUAUUUUGUUCUUAGAACCUGUUGAUGUCAUCUGUGAUCUGUAACUGAACAGACACGUAGGCAAUAUGUACAAACUAUUUGUAUACUGAGUUUAACAUUGAAGUUUCCUUGCCUUUUAUUUCAGCUCAAUGGAUGACUUAUAUUUUCUGAGCGCUGCAAUGCAUUGUGGUGCAGGAACACAGCUUGUGUCAUGUGACCGGUUUUAUGAUCACAUCAGUGGAAUGGACCCACUGAUGAAAGUUCAGUUCAGAAGAUGGCAAAAUCUCUAUCAAAUGGAGCUGGACAGAUUUGUUGGGAAUGACCCAGUGUUUGCCGUAUGUAUUGUUUUUGCUGAUGUUUUCCAUUUGACCUUAAGCCUUGUGAUCUAGUUUUAACUUUUGGGAUUGUGGUGUCUUGUUGUUGCGCUCAUUGCGCUCAUGAAUGCUUUUUGCCGUCCUUUUCACCGUACUAAAAGUUGCUAUUUUCUUCUAGUUUUGAACGUUAAGUGUGUUCUCUUUUUAAAAAUUGUUGUUUUUGCAUUGCUGUUAGGUGCUUGCAUUCCGCCUUUUCUCUUAAAAUCCAUCUAGUUCUUUUCUUAGCCAGCGCGAUAGGGACUUUACGAUCCGACGACGCGACGGCGGCGAAAACGUCACUUCAAAAAUGAAUUUGCGUUCUUUCGGUCUUUAUGGCGAUUAUUCCAACUCACUUACUUUGUCAAAUGUAGGCGAACCCUUCUGGAGUUGAAUUUCUAAGAACCAUAUUCAAGUUUAGAAAGAGAUUAAAGUUGUGUCGUUGCUUGUUUACGUCCUCCCUAAAAAGGAAAAUUAGGUAAUUUCAUGUCGUAGUCGUGCAAAAACGGCAAAGAAAUGUACAAAAAAGUGAGAUGCACGUGCAGAGUUGUUGUUUUUUCUCGUUGCCAUCGCGUCGUCGGAUCGUAAAGUCCUUAGUAAGCGAUUGGGACACAGCUCGCGAGCUUGGGACUUUCGCGUGCAGUAGCUUUGCAAAGAAAAACAUUUUUUAUAAGAGACUGCUCGCAGUUUACAUUGCUGUCAACUAGAAACGUUUGCUACGCAGGCUAAUUGAAAGGCUAGCUAGAAAAUAGCCUCUCUGGCUUUGUUUUUUUUUAUGCCCUACCUCUUUGUUGAUCACAUUUUUUCUGGCCUAGGGUCCUCCUCUGCCUUCAAUCAAAGAUAGCAGCUAAACACAACAUAAAAUACUAAGCGCUUCCUACACUGUAUACUUGAUAGAAGAUUGCGGCAGAAACAUCGAAACUACUGCUUAGCGUUGUUCCGUUUGAAUAAUUUGCUGGUUAGUUAUAUAUAUAAAACAUUGAAUGUACGUUUAAUUAUGUUUUCUUGUUUUGGUCGUAUCAUGUUGUUGUAGCUUACUUUUAGAGUUGUGUUUAAAGGAGGUGUACGUUUUGUUGUCCUCAGACUAAGAAGCCGUUUGACUACGCUGUUCAAACCACUGGGGACACUUGGCACUUCCCAGCGAAGGACGAAAAUCGUUGGUUAUGUGUCCGAAAAGGAGAAAAUUAAUCUAAUACCUGCACCGACACAGUAUAGCCCGUGUGGUUAUAAACGAUCUACUUUGAUUUGGCUCAGGAAAGAAUUACUUGUAGGCUUAUUUCGCCCACAGCCUGACUCUGUUGCCAUAUCAAUGGUUAUGCCGCUUUUCAUACCUACCAUGACGUCCUCAUUGAAGACGUACCCUCGAUAUCAAAAC